AUGGGCUCCGAGGACGAACUCCACCUUCCAAAGAUUAUUUUCUCCGGUCUCAAUCCGAUGAUCACCGGAGAUGAUAAAUGGGCUGAGAUACGGGCUCUUGUUUGGGCUGCAGUUGAAAUACAUGGAUGUUUUGAGGCCGAAUACGAUAAAGUCACGCCUAAAUUGCGAGAUGCUCUCUUUGGGAAGUGCAUGAAGGAGUUGUUUGAGCUGCCAUCGGAGAUAAAAAUGAAGAAUACCUCGAAUAAACCUUAUCAUGGGUAUAUUGGUAAUAUCCCCUGCCGGGCUUAUGAGAGCUUGAACGUUGAUAAUGCCAAUGAGAGUGAAGGUGUAGAAGAGUUCUCGGCUCUCAUGUGGGGAGACAAAGGAAAUCCAAGCUUUUGCAACACAAUCUUUACAUUCUCAAAGCACAUAGCAGAAUUGGAACAAAUGGUUCGAAGAAUGAUCCUUGAAAGCCUAGGCAUGGCGAAAUACUAUGACGAAUGCAUCAAAUCUACGGCCUACGGUUUAAGACUAUCCGAAUACGGUAUAGGCUCAACCAAUAACAUUGGAAUGCAAAGCCAUAGAGAUUCAAUAAUACUCGCCAUGGUAUGUCAGCAUGGAGUUGAGGGCUUAGAGGUUCAAGCCAAAGAUGGGAGGUGGCUCACACCAUCACUUAAUUCCUUGACCGUCAUAAUUGGUGAAGCAUUUUGGUACUCAGCAGUCUUCAGCUCUCGGCCACGUGACGGAAUCUUGGUGGAAUCUCCGGCAGAACUCAUUGACGAUGAGCAUCCAUUGCAAUUCAAGCCCUAUGAAUAUGGAGAUUAUGUUCGGUUCUCUUACUCAGAAGCUGGUUUUAAAUCCAAAUGUGCUCUUAGAGAUUAUUGCGGGGUAUCUAGCAAGGAUAUUGAAGAGGAACGGGAUUCUUAG
Molecule: messenger RNA, 906 nt
Organism: Asparagus officinalis (garden asparagus)
Lineage: Eukaryota; Viridiplantae; Streptophyta; Magnoliopsida; Asparagales; Asparagaceae
Product: 2-oxoglutarate-dependent dioxygenase AOP3-like
Exons: 3
Coding region: 1-906 (301 amino acids)
Molecular function (GO): dioxygenase activity
Source: RefSeq, a predicted model, not a curated record